Cuscuta epithymum is the source of this 343-nucleotide messenger RNA. The record is from the annotation of a GenBank genome assembly. NCBI's taxonomy places the organism in Eukaryota, Viridiplantae, Streptophyta, Magnoliopsida, Solanales, Convolvulaceae.
AUGCCUAUAAGGUAUUCUUACACGGAGAUUAAGAAGAUGACAGGGGGGUUUAAGGAGAUGUUAGGAAAAGGAGGCUUCGGUGCAGUAUAUAAAGGAAAGCUCCGUAGUGGUCAUUUUGCUGCUGUAAAAAUGUUAGUGAACUCGAAAGGUAACGGAGAAGAUUUCAUUAGCGAAGUUGCAACCAUUGAAAGAAUUCAUCAUGUUAAUGUGGUGCAACUGAUUGGUUUUUGUGUGGAGGGGUGUAAGCGUGCUCUUGUGUAUGAGUUCAUGCCAAAGGGCUCUCUUGAUAAAUAUUUGUUGUCUCAAGAAGGAUUGACCUCGACAAUGACUUGGGAGGAAAUGU